CCCGCCCCCCGCCCGAGCCCCGGCCCCCGCCUCCCCUCGAGGCGGACUUGCCCGCUCCCAGGCCGGCCCCGUUCCUGGGACAGGGACCGGGCCGAGCGGAGCCACUGCGCCAGUGCUGCCCCGCCAGCCCGGGCGCCUAGCGGAUCGGAGCUGCGCGCGGAUCUACCUCGCCCCGCCCCGCUCCACCCGUGAGGGUGGCCCGAGGCAGCCGGGAUGACACUUCUCCUCAGGAACCCUGCUAUCUGCUGAGAAACAUGACCAGCAAGUCCCGCUGGAAGUUUCUGGCCAUGCUGGCUCUGGUCCUUGUCGUGGUCAUGGUGUGGUACUCCAUCUCCCGAGAAGACAAGUACUUUGAACUCUUUUAUUUCCCCAUCUCAGAGAAGAAAGAGCCGUGCUUCCAGGGUGAGGCAGAGAGGCAGGCCUCUAAGAUUUUUGGCAACCGUUCUAGGGAACAGCCCAUCUUCCUGCAGCUGAAGGAUUAUUUCUGGGUAAAGACACCAUCCGCCUAUGAAUUGCCCUUUGGUACCAAAGGGAGUGAAGACCUUCUUCUCCGGGUGUUGGCCAUUACUAACUAUGCCAUACCUGAUAGCAUACAGAGCCUUGAGUGUCGUCGCUGUGUUGUGGUGGGAAAUGGGCACCGAUUGCGGAACAGCUCCCUGGGAAGUGUCAUCAACAAGUAUGAUGUGGUAAUCAGAUUGAACAAUGCUCCCGUGGCUGGUUACGAGGGAGACGUGGGCUCCAAGACCUCCAUACGUCUCUUCUACCCUGAGUCAGCCCACUUCGACCCCAAAAUAGAAAACAACCCAGACACGCUCUUGGUCCUGGUAGCUUUCAAGGCAAUGGACUUCCACUGGAUUGAGACCAUCUUGAGUGAUAAGAAGCGGGUACGAAAAGGGUUCUGGAAACAGCCGCCCCUCAUCUGGGACGUCAACCCCAAACAGAUUCGGAUUCUCAACCCCUUCUUUAUGGAGAUUGCAGCAGACAAGCUCCUGAGCCUGCCUAUACAGCAACAGGCACGGAAGGUCAAGCAGAAGCCAACUACAGGUCUGCUAGCCAUCACCUUGGCCCUACACCUCUGCGACUUAGUGCACAUCGCUGGCUUUGGCUACCCCGAUGCCUACAACAAGAAGCAGACCAUCCACUACUACGAACAGAUCACACUUAAGUCUAUGGCGGGUUCAGGGCACAAUGUCUCCCAAGAGGCCCUAGCCAUCAAGCGGAUGCUAGAGAUGGGAGCUGUCAAGAACCUCACGUACUUCUGACUUGGAUGAGAGCUGUAACACGUCAGUUCCCAGCUUUGCCAUCUGAAUGGCCCCCGUCUACGGCUUUGGGAUGCCUGGUGCCAGUGCAACUCACUUGAACUCACCCUCGGAGGGUGUUCCGGGACGGGCCAGGUCUCAGGAGAGGCUAUGUCUCUGAUUACUCUGGUGGAAUCUAAGUCCAGACAGGGUGGACACACUGAGACCACAGGAGCCUGGCCGAGGCAGGGGACUUGCUGCUGUGGCACCCCCUGUCUGCCAGCACAAAGAGGUUUGGUUUUCUGGGGUUCUUUUUUUUUUGUUUGUUUGGAUUUUGUUUGUCUGUCCUUUUUGUUUAGUUUUUUUGUUAUUGUUGUUUCUUUUGUUUGUUUUGUUUUUGAGACAGGGUCUGACUGUGUAGCCCUGGCUUUCCUGGAACUCAUUGUGUAGACCAGGUUGGCCUUGAACUCACAGAGAUCCACCUGCCUCUGCCUCCCAAGUGUUGGGGGAGUAAAGGUGUGUGCCAACAUGCCUGGCCCCAGCAACAAGAGAUUAUUUAACAUACUAUUUAAUGAUGAAGAGGUAGAAAAAUGCUGUGGGCUGGUCCCAUGGCGUUCACGAAAGGGACACAGUGCAGUGUUCUGUCCACUUUUUACUAAAAUUGGCCUGUUAAGGCCCCGAUCUAGAGCUGACCUCCCAGGAGGAUGGAGGCAUCAAGAGUGGGAGGGUUUCCUCCAGAGGGGUUGCUACCUCCCAGCAGGCAUGGGAAGGGCAUUGACAAGGGAGCUCCGCCUGGAAGGGGCUUCACCUGGAAAAGAGAUUACAAAGGACCAUUAAAAUAUUUUUUUUCCUAAA
Molecule: messenger RNA, 2093 nt
Organism: Chionomys nivalis (European snow vole)
Lineage: Eukaryota; Metazoa; Chordata; Mammalia; Rodentia; Cricetidae
Gene: St3gal4
Product: ST3 beta-galactoside alpha-2,3-sialyltransferase 4
Exons: 11
Coding region: 255-1262 (335 amino acids)
Biological process (GO): glycolipid biosynthetic process
Molecular function (GO): sialyltransferase activity
Source: RefSeq, a predicted model, not a curated record